AUGGAAAAUGCUACGAAAAGCUUACUAUUAAUAUUGUUGUUGUUAUUGGUAUGUUCGUUAACUCUAAAUGUGGUGUUUAUAUUUAAGAGAGUUUUUGAUGAUGAAAGUGAGCUGAGUUGGAGUAUAAGAGCUGCAAAGGAAGCUGAAGGAGUGGCAACCAUCUCAUGCUCUGGGCAUGGAAGAGCCUACAUUGAUAGCAGCUUGGUUGUUGUUGAUCAAGAAGAAGGACCUGUUUGUGAGUGCAAUUCUUGCUAUGCUGGCUCUCACUGUCAGAACUUUCUUCCUUCUUGCCCUGCUGAUGCCGAUCGUGGAGAUCCAUUAUUCUUGGAGCCAUUUUGGAUGAAAAAUGCAGGUAGCAGUGCAAUCUUGGUGGCUGGUUGGCACCGAAUGAGCUAUACCUUCAACCAUUCAAGUUUCAUGUCCAAACAACUCGAAGCUCGCAUUCGCCAUUUGCAUGCCAUUGUUGGAAAUGCAGUGACUGAGGGAAAGUACAUCAUUUUUGGCUCUGGCUCAACACAACUUAUCAAUGCUGCUAUUCAUGCUCUUUCAACUCAUCAUAAUUCCUCUUCUCCUUCUAAAAUUGUAGCUUCAAUCCCUUUUUUCCCUCUUUACAAACAACAAACAGAGUUUUUCCAAGAGGUGGAUUACAAGUUUGAAGAUGAUGCAUCUUUGUGGAUGAACAGGAUGAACAACUACUCCAAUGAUAACAAUACCAAUCUAAUUGAAAUAGUCACCUCACCGAACAAUCCUGAUGGGCAACUCAAUCGUGCUCGUCUUCAACACCCAAAUGCCAAAGCCAUAUACGAUCGAGUCUAUUAUUGGCCACAUUUCACUGCAAUUUCAGCUCCGGCUGAUGAUGAUAUCAUGCUAUUUUCACUUUCCAAGCUAACUGGUCAUGCAUGCAGUAGAUUUGGAUGGGCAGUGGUAAAGGAUAAGACUGUGUUCACAAAAAUGGAUAGAUACUUAUCUAUGAAUACCAUGGGAGUUUCACAGGAGUCUCAGCUAAGAGCUAUAAAGCUUAUAAAGAUAGUUAUAGAAGGAAAAGAAGGGGAGACAUUAUUUGACUUUGGAUAUAAAACGUUGAACCAUCGUUGGAAAAUUUUGAAUGAGAUCAUAUCAGUCUCGAAACGAUUUUCCCUCCAGAAAAUAGAAUCUCAAUCAUGUAACUUCUUCAACAAAAUUAAGAGACCUUCACCAGCUUAUGCGUGGUUGAAGUGUCUGAGAAAAGAAGAAAAAGACUGCUAUGCAGUUCUCACAGCAGCAAAUAUAAUUGGUCGUACAGGUAGCGCUUACGGCGCUGAAGAUCAGUACGUACGACUUAGCCUCAUAAGGACCCAAGAUGAUUUUGAUCAACUAGUCCACCACUUGAAGAUUUUAAUAUCAGAAGAAGGCAGUGCCAAAUCUAUUUGA
This is a messenger RNA of Humulus lupulus (European hop), 1410 nucleotides long. Its product is annotated as tryptophan aminotransferase-related protein 3-like. Gene Ontology annotation, biological process: amino acid metabolic process. Bases 1 to 1410 code for a protein of 469 amino acids. The transcript is spliced from 5 exons. The record is from RefSeq and is a predicted model, not a curated record. Gene Ontology annotation, molecular function: carbon-sulfur lyase activity; transaminase activity. NCBI's taxonomy places the organism in Eukaryota, Viridiplantae, Streptophyta, Magnoliopsida, Rosales, Cannabaceae.